AUGAGGGGCGCUCCAAUCGUUCUGCUCUACGCCGCGACCCUGGCGUCGGGCAUAGUCAUUGCUCCCAGAAACCCUGGUGAGGCUCAUCUUGCCGUCCGUGGCGGUGGUGAAGAUCACAACGGCGGUGACCCUUGGUGGGGCGGUGAUCAUGGAGGUGAUGGAGACGACGGAGAUCAUGAUGGCUUUGACGGCGGCCACGGCGGUGGUGGUCACGGCGGUGGUGGUGGUCAUGGCGGCGGCGGCGGUGGUCACGGCGGCGGUGGUCACGGAGGUGGUGGCCAUGGUGGUGGCCCACCAGGAGAGACUACUCCAUGCGAGACUGAAACGGCUCCUGUUGAGACUCACCCGCCUGUCGAGCCCACUACUCCAUGCGAGACUGACACGACCACCACUCCUCCCCCGGCGUCUACUACUCCCUGCGAGACCGAUAUAACUACCACUCCUCCCCCGCCUGUCGAGACCACCACUCCUCCCCCGCCUGUUGAGACCACCACUCCUCACCCGCCUGUCGAGCCCACUACUCCAUGCGAGACUGACACGACCACCACUCCUCCCCCGCCUGUCGAGACCACCACUCCUCACCCGCCUGUCGAGCCCACUACUCCCUGCGAGACUGAUACGACCACUACUCCUCCCCCGCCUGUCGAGACCACCACUCCUCCCCCGCCUGUUGAGACCACUACUCCAUGCGAGACUGACACGACCACCACUCCUCCCCCGGCGUCUACUACUCCCUGCGAGACUGAUACGACCACUACUCCUCCCCCGCCUACCACUACUCCAUGCGAGACUGAUACGACCACCACUCCUCCCCCGGCGUCCACUACUCCCUGCGAGACUGAUACCGAGACUCCCCCUCCGGCGACCACUACUCCUUGCGAGACCGAUACUGAAACCCCCCCUCCGGCGACUACUACUCCUUGCGAGACCGAUACUGAAACCCCCCCUCCGGCGACUACUACUCCUUGCGAGACCGAUACCGAGACUCCUCCUCCGGCGACUACUACUCCUUGCGAGACCGAUACCGAGACUCCUCCUCCGGCGACCACUACCCCUUGCGAGACUGAUACCGAGACUCCUCCUCCGGCGACUACAACCCCACCUCCUCCCACCUUGCCCCUCCCUACCACUCCUUGGGAGACCGAAACUAGUACUCCGCCUCCGGUUAUUGUGACUACUACAUUCACCACCACCACUUGCCCAGUGACCUGGACUACUGUCACAAGCGGCUCGUCAACCUACACCCACCCGGUGACCCAGACUAGCACGAUUACCGUGACGUCUAUCUCCACCUGUACUGAGGGUUGCGUUCCCCCUGGCAUGGUCACGAUCCUCCCUAUUAUGCCAACUUCUACUCCCGUUGUUCCCACAACUUCUGUCGUGGAGCCUUCUGCUACUGAGCCUGCUGCUACUGAGCCCGCUGCUACUGAGCCCGCUGCUACUGAGCCCGCUGCUACUGAGCCCGCUGCCACUGAGCCCGCUGCUACUGAGCCCGCUGCUACUGAGCCCGCUGCCACUGAGCCCGCUGCUACUGAGCCCGCUGCUACUGAGCCCGCUGCUACUGAGCCCGCCACAGAAGAGCCCAACCCCAUCCCUUCUUCAACCUCCGCUCCUCCUGCUUCCUCCUCGCCUGUCUUUAACAGCGCCCCAACUCUCCAGAAGUCUGCAGCGGCCUUCAUUCCUGGCCUCGCUCUUUUGUUUGCUCUGUUCUAA
Messenger RNA from Penicillium paradoxum, 1713 nucleotides. RefSeq lists its product as uncharacterized. The transcript has 3 exons. Lineage: Eukaryota; Fungi; Ascomycota; Eurotiomycetes; Eurotiales; Aspergillaceae. The record is from RefSeq and is a predicted model, not a curated record. The coding region runs from base 1 to 1713 and encodes 570 amino acids.